AACACAUGCCAGGAGCUUGGUCUACAGAAUAUAUCAGCAUUCAAUUGUACCUCGUUAUCCGCAAUAAAAUGCAAGCCACACAGGUAUAUUGAUUAUCCAUGUUAUAUGGCUGAUAUCUAUAUCCAUAAUACAUACUUUUUGGGCCACUUAGAGCGGUUUUCACUUGACUGUCGAAAGGGAUUGGUUUUGGUUUUACUACGCCCUUUGGUUGGCUAGUGUAUUUACUUUGGUUUUGGUUUUACGACAGUCAAGUGAAAACCGCUCUAAACGCUACAAUGAUCAGAACACCUAAUUUUAAGCAUGUUUCUAGUUAUUGCAGAGCAAUGAACGUCAAAAUGAGUGAUUUCAAGAGCCUAUUCCACUUUAUAAAAUAACUAAGAUAGUACAAGCGUUCUUAUUGGUUAAAAACCUAUGGUUUAUUGUGCCGGUAAACUCAUAGAAAACUUAAUCUUAUUUUAUAAAAGCAAUAGACCCCACUUUCUAUGGGUUUACCGGCGUGAUUACCCACUUGGAAUGUUGGGAGAACACUCGAAAAGCUUGUAAAUCACUCGCCUUCGGCAAGUGAUUUGGGUUAUCACGCAGGUUAACCCAUAGAAAGUGUAGUCUAUUGCCUAAUAGUCUUACCCCGGAAUACCGUCAGUCGAACACGCCCCUAAUGUACUACUUCAGAUAGAUAUAUCAUGGUAGGUAAGUCGUUAAUUCCUCCCGUCAGAAAUCUUUAAUUUUUCUUUCUACCAUGGCAUAACCUAAUUAACAUUUUACUUUAUCAUUGCACAUAACAUAUCUUCUUGGCGAUGGGCAAACUGUCUCUCAACGGACACCUCUAUAUAUUUAAGUCACGCCUUAGUUGUUGGUCCCUGCCAUUUUUCAGCCGUUUUGUUUGCUCUGUAUAGCGCAGGCACUUCUCAUAAGAUGGAAACCACAUUUCAUGUCCUAAUGAUGUCCCUGUUAGAGCGAGUUGACUACACCUUAUAGUAUUCAUUUUCACUUAUACCUUUUACUAGACCGAGUACAGUCGGAUGUGCACAAGCCUAUAGAUAUUACGGACGUCCAGGGCACAUUGAACACCGUAAAUGUGACGAGACUCGUCACCCUGACAUAUGUUCGUUUAAAGAAACAAAGUCUGGAAAUCAUAGACUGUUAUGUAACACCGAGGUUUGUGGGUCAUCGAAUAUCACCAUAGGCUCUGUGAAUGCGGCAAUGGGCAAAGUCACUGACUGGAUUCUUACAUCCAAGGAGACGAUAACUGGAACUGUACAAGAAGCCGUAGAAACAAACCAAAAAAACGGCUUUGGCUUUCUGUACAUAAAGUGUGGGGAUAUUCUUCAGUCGCUCAUCUUUCCACCUAUCCUAAAGAAAGCCGAAAAUGACAGCGAGAGAAACAACAUAAAUGUUAACGUGGUUGUGUUGGACUCUGUGGCAAGACCGCAUUUUUAUCGAAUUCUGCCAAGAUCAGUGGCCGUACUCCGCGCGAUUGCACAAGAUCCCGAUAUCAAGGCCACUGCGUUGGAUUUUGAAUUGUUCCAGAGUGUUGGUCAACAGACUUUUGACAACAUGAGGCCCUUCUUUUCUGGUGUUAUCAAAGGUAAACGUUGAGGAGUGUCCAUAUCAUUCAGGUCCCGUUUAUAUGGAGAAAACUUGUCCCGAGCAAAAGAGUCACUCGCUUAGCUGAGAUACCCUGGGUGAGCCAACUUUUCAUGCAUUGUGUAGUUCCAGAAAAUAUCCAUACCCUCUCACGGAGGGCACUUUUUCAGUUCAGUUUGACCCCGAGAUGCAAAGGGCCUUUUGAAUGUGCAACGUAAGGAAACUUCCCAAAAGGGCCCUUACUAGUUGUUUCGUGGGAAAGUAAAUUGCAUAUUGUGGCCUUUUAGUUCCAUUUAGAUUUAAUACUAUAUAUUUUUUCUUCUUCUAUAGAUGACAAUGAAAUCAGUGACAGAGCAAAGACCGCAAAGGACCCUCUAGGGGUAGAGGUGUUGUUUGGGGCCUUCAGUAAAUGGGGCUACCAGACCCUCUUCCAAGAAGACCUUUGUUGGUACGACCACUGGGGUAUUGGAUUGACGGACCUUCAAGUAAGAGCAAGCCCUGAUGGAGAUUCUGAAUUUGAAGACAGGUACCUUUGUAAAUAUACUACAUAAGUUUAGAGAGGAAGGUACCAAUAUUACGAAAUGCCUGGAAAAUAAUGGGGCCGUAGCAUUUAGUUCACUUACAAAGGAAACAGUAUCUUUUUUUAUUAGGGACAUUAAGCAAAUCGCUACGGCGACCUCUAUUACGGAGGCCUCGUGGUACGGAGUGCUGGGGAGAGUAGGUCACCGUAGCCCACCAAAUUUCAACUUUAAAGUGGCUCGACUGGAUUUGUUUGGGGGGAUACCUCCCAAGUUUGAGCAGUAACUACGUCGGCAUUAUUGAAGAUAUGGGAAAAAGGUUACCACAACUGUAUCAUAUAAAGAUGACAAUUUCUUAUGAUCCGGGUUUUAUUGCAAUCGGAGUCGUCAUGGCAAAGUAACGACGCCAUUACGUUUUUUAUUUAUCUUUGUGUUUCUCAGUACCAGGUUUUUUUUUUUUAGAAAUCGCUUAAGGGAGUAUGUACCUGCCAUAAUUGCCUCAUACCAUGGCAAAGUUUGAACAAAUUCUAUGAUAGCAUUUUCGAAAUAUUUUCAAGCGAAGUUUUAACAAUCAUAAAAACAGUGAAAUAGCAUGCUGUCCACACAAUUAGCUAAUAUUUUAAGAAAAUGAUAAGCUUUGGAAACGCAGCUUUAUCUCAUAGUGGUUCGAUUCCAUUGAAAACUGCGUACAAAAAUUGCUCUGGCCGAUCGCGAGUGAGAAGAAUUUUAUUAACUUGCGUUCAGCUGCUUCUGUUACAGUUUUUCGACGUCAUUUCGUUCAUGCCUACAAAAAAACCGCUGGCUAAAUUUUUGUAUAAAUUUGACAAUCCCGAGAUCAAUCUUCAAUAAAUGUAACCUGCAAGUUUCACGAACAUUGAAAACAGGAAAAGCUGUUAAAUAGGGCCUCAAAUAUAACCAAUUUCCCCCUCAGGUUUUCUGUUUACAAUUGAGCGUCCUCAUUAUUCACUGGCAUUGUUUGCAAGUUUUCAAUUCCCCUCUUUUUUUUUGUAAGCAGUUUUCAAUGGAAUCAAACCACCAUGAGAUGAAGCCGCAUUUCCAAAGCUUAUCAUUUUCUUAAAAAUAUUAGCUAAUUGUGUGGAUAGUAUGCUAUUUCACUGUUUUUAUGAUUCGUUUUUAUGAUUCGACUUCGUUUCUAAUUAUUUCGAAAACGCUCUCAUGGAAUUUGUUCAAACUUUGCCAUAAUUGAGGCAAUUAUGGCAGGUACAUACUCCCUGAAGCGAUUUCUUAAAAAAAAAUCCUGGUACAGAGAAACACGGAGAUAAAGGAAAAACGCAAUGGCGUCACUACGUUGCCAUGGCGACUCCGAUUGCAAUAAAACCCAGAUCAUAAGAAAUUGUCAUCUUUAUAUAAUACAGCUGUGGUAACCUUUUUCCGAUAUCUUUACUCAUGCUGACGUAGUUUAUGCUCAAACUUGGGAGGUAUCCCCCUUAAAAAAUCCAGACGAGCCUCCUUCGCUCAUUCACUUUAGCUGUUAGUAAAACGAAGGGAAGACGUAAUUACUGGAAAACCAGGCUGAGCGUCAAAUACUUUCUCGAUAAAGUGAAAAACAAUCUAUCUAAAAUAGGAGAAAAGUCGAAUUUUAUUACUCACGUAGUAGCGACUACGCCACAAGGCAGGUCUUCACGUUGAAGGAUUUGGCGCCACAGCGAAAGGUCAUUUCCAAGAAUGCGCACUGCGUCGUUUAUGAGCUAUUUUACUUCCGGCCACCGUGGUAGAGGUCGCCGUGGCGAUUUGCUUAAAGUCGCCUACACGGACACGGAAGGGGCCAUAGAAAUUUUACCUAUUAACGGGGUGUCUGUAUUAAGAGGGAUUAAACGGGAUUUGACUGUAUAGUUAGUUGUUUGCUUGUUUGUGUUUUUUCUUAGAUUGUUAAAUUCAGUUCCCACUUUUUCGAUAGUUGUUUCAGUUCAUACGAUUAUUUGGGUGCUACUACGGGAAAAAUUGUAUUUAGUGAACAAUCAAAAUGCCCAUAACCUUGAACGGGUUUUUUUCUUCUUAUAUGAAAGUACACACUACUAAAAGAACUUUUACGACAAAAAAAUUGCGAAUUGAAGAAAACGUGAUUUUUUUAGCAAAGUUUUUCAGUGUGAUGCUUUAAUGUCUACGUUAAAGUAGCCUCGCCUCGUCUCGUCACUUCUCUACCUCCGGUUUUUCUCGGCGGGUGAAACUAAAGCCGAAAAAACCGGAUGCUCUCGCGGGCUAACGUUAAAGGUGCUACUAUAAGAAAAAAUGUAUUCUGUUGCAGAUGGAGUGAAUUCCAAAAUCGAGUGAGUACAAAGCAUAUUGACGACUUUGGCCUGUCACAUUUUUCCUGCACAGUAUUUAAAAAAUACAGCAUGACAAACCAUUACGAGACUCCACCUCAGGUUUGUCUAAACGGAGAGUUUUACAGUCAGUAUUUCCUGGAUUACAUAACUAAAGUUUACGCUGCCAUGAACAGAGACAAAAAGGCCAAAUCGAUGCUGUCCUUUAUGCACUUUAACACUGGACACGAGCAUACUGGGGUACGAAUGAUCAACAUGGAUGCCAACUUGGCAAAGUUCUUGAAUAAUAUAGUUCAGAGCCCUGACACUCUUACUGUGAUAUUUUCCGACCAUGGCAACAGGAAUACUCAGUAUAGUUAUACUGACGAAGGGAGAAGAGAGACUUUUGAUCCAAUUCUGUUUAUGAUAAUUCCAGACCAAGUGGCUGAAAAGCUCGGCCAUCAGCGAAUGACGGCCCUGGUUGAAAACCAAAAGCGUCUCUUUACGUUGCUGGACCUACAUAGAGCACUCGUGUCUUUAAACCAUCCUGCACUAAUGAACUCCCAGAAUUCCACGGCAGUAGGGAUAUUUUCUGUUUUACCAGCAAACCGCACAUGUGCAGAUUUGCAGUUGAUGCCGCUGACCAGGUGCAAGUGUGAAGGGUUCGACGAUUAUAGUCAGGCAGAAGACAACUCAAAAAACCACAAAUGGUUAGCAGAGUUUGCACUCGGGACCUUAAAUGAUGCCAUACAGACACAACAUUUAGGAGGUACAUGUAAUAGGGAACUUAUUUAAUUAAGAAACUACAACGACGAGGUCAGGGUAACGUCACUAAAAAGUAAAUUUCCAUUCUUCCAACUUGUCAUUAUUCUGCCUGUGACAUUUUCCAUUUUCCUGCAGAUUAAUUGCUAAGGGAGUGCAUUCAAGUUUAUAUGGAAAAAGGAAAAUUCGUUGUAGUGUAAUAACGUCCGUUAUUAAACGACUAACUAGAAAAUUUCAUUUCGAAGUUGGGCGGAGGAAACCAAAGAAACAUACCAGACAUACCCACAAAAGUGUGAUGGACUGGCAAAUCUUCUUUUGUCGGGAAAAAAAAUUGACGUUACAGCCUCUUAUUGGUUUAGAUAGCGGCCAGAAGUUAUUCACUCAUCUCAUAGAAAUCGCCAAAUUGUUUUGAAGGUCAAAGAAAACGAUCUUUACGCCGGGGAGAGCAAAUUGUAAACAUUCAAUUCUCUACUUACAGUGGUGAUAAAAGAAACCAUGAUUCGGUCUAAAAGGGUAGUAACGUGCGAACGUACCUACCUGUUAUAGAGACGACUUACCCAAAAAUUUAAGGGGAGAACCGGCCGAAUUUUGCAAAAAGUAUACUUCCGGUUGAUGUGUGUAGCUCAAAAUCGUCUUUCGAGUUGUUUCCGUUCGUUUUUUACAGGCGCUGGUGAAGUUGUAACCUCAUCCCAAAGGUAUGGCUAUGGAAACUGUCAGCGCUUGGUGGGGAAAUCAUUUACUAAUAUUUUGCAACGUUACCAAGGAGGCUACAUCUUGACGACAAUGGAUCUCCACGUGGUCCCUCCAGCUGGUUUUACGGAAGACGAAGUCUUUAAAGUUUCUUUGAAAAACUAUGCAAAGCCGGAAGACAAAGUUUGGUUGACAAGUUAUACUCGGCAGUCCAGAUAUAGCAAAUUUGAGGCAUGCGCAGACAAGUCAGUUGACGUUAGAAUUUGCGCAUGCGCUAUUGAUCAAACUAAUGUUGCUGAAUCAGUCAGCAAUGGGGUUCCAAGUAAAAUGUUUGGUUCGGAGACCGUUGUAAAAGACCUCCACUUAGGAUGUCUUUUAUUUCUGAGAAGGGAUCACGGAUCAACCUCUUUGGCGUUGGAAGUAGCAAACGUAUGCUACAAUAGCACUUACAAAUUUAAACUGGACGGUGCAGGAUCAGAGAGACUGUUUUCUAAAAUCCUUCCCAUAAAUGUUGAAUUGCUACCCAGGACAUUUUAUUUUCUCACAUCCAUUACGAAGUAUGCGUCGAAAUUCACCUAUCAAUUACAUUUUACAGUAAGUUUAGAAGUUAAAAAAGAAAUUGUCAUCUUUAUAUAAUACAGCUGUGGUAACCUUUUUCCGAUAUCUUUACUCAUGCUGACGUAGUUUAUGCUCAAACUUGGGAGGUAUCCCCCUUAAAAAAUCCAGACGAGCCUCCUUCGCUCAUUCACUUUAGCUGUUAGUAAAACGAAGGGAAGACGUAAUUACUGGAAAACCAGGCUGAGCGUCAAAUACUUUCUCGAUAAAGUGAAAAACAAUCUAUCUAAAAUAGGAGAAAAGUCGAAUUUUAUUACUCACGUAGUAGCGACUACGCCACAAGGCAGGUCUUCACGUUGAAGGAUUUGGCGCCACAGCGAAAGGUCAUUUCCAAGAAUGCGCACUGCGUCGUUUAUGAGCUAUUUUACUUCCGGCCACCGUGGUAGAGGUCGCCGUGGCGAUUUGCUUAAAGUCGCCUACACGGACACGGAAGGGGCCAUAGAAAUUUUACCUAUUAACGGGGUGUCUGUAUUAAGAGGGAUUAAACGGGAUUUGACUGUAUAGUUAGUUGUUUGCUUGUUUGUGUUUUUUCUUAGAUUGUUAAAUUCAGUUCCCACUUUUUCGAUAGUUGUUUCAGUUCAUACGAUUAUUUGGGUGCUACUACGGGAAAAAUUGUAUUUAGUGAACAAUCAAAAUGCCCAUAACCUUGAACGGGUUUUUUUCUUCUUAUAUGAAAGUACACACUACUAAAAGAACUUUUACGACAAAAAAAUUGCGAAUUGAAGAAAACGUGAUUUUUUUAGCAAAGUUUUUCAGUGUGAUGCUUUAAUGUCUACGUUAAAGUAGCCUCGCCUCGUCUCGUCACUUCUCUACCUCCGGUUUUUCUCGGCGGGUGAAACUAAAGCCGAAAAAACCGGAUGCUCUCGCGGGCUAACGUUAAAGGUGCUACUAUAAGAAAAAAUGUAUUCUGUUGCAGAUGGAGUGAAUUCCAAAAUCGAGUGAGUACAAAGCAUAUUGACGACUUUGGCCUGUCACAUUUUUCCUGCACAGUAUUUAAAAAAUACAGCAUGACAAACCAUUACGAGACUCCACCUCAGGUUUGUCUAAACGGAGAGUUUUACAGUCAGUAUUUCCUGGAUUACAUAACUAAAGUUUACGCUGCCAUGAACAGAGACAAAAAGGCCAAAUCGAUGCUGUCCUUUAUGCACUUUAACACUGGACACGAGCAUACUGGGGUACGAAUGAUCAACAUGGAUGCCAACUUGGCAAAGUUCUUGAAUAAUAUAGUUCAGAGCCCUGACACUCUUACUGUGAUAUUUUCCGACCAUGGCAACAGGAAUACUCAGUAUAGUUAUACUGACGAAGGGAGAAGAGAGACUUUUGAUCCAAUUCUGUUUAUGAUAAUUCCAGACCAAGUGGCUGAAAAGCUCGGCCAUCAGCGAAUGACGGCCCUGGUUGAAAACCAAAAGCGUCUCUUUACGUUGCUGGACCUACAUAGAGCACUCGUGUCUUUAAACCAUCCUGCACUAAUGAACUCCCAGAAUUCCACGGCAGUAGGGAUAUUUUCUGUUUUACCAGCAAACCGCACAUGUGCAGAUUUGCAGUUGAUGCCGCUGACCAGGUGCAAGUGUGAAGGGUUCGACGAUUAUAGUCAGGCAGAAGACAACUCAAAAAACCACAAAUGGUUAGCAGAGUUUGCACUCGGGACCUUAAAUGAUGCCAUACAGACACAACAUUUAGGAGGUACAUGUAAUAGGGAACUUAUUUAAUUAAGAAACUACAACGACGAGGUCAGGGUAACGUCACUAAAAAGUAAAUUUCCAUUCUUCCAACUUGUCAUUAUUCUGCCUGUGACAUUUUCCAUUUUCCUGCAGAUUAAUUGCUAAGGGAGUGCAUUCAAGUUUAUAUGGAAAAAGGAAAAUUCGUUGUAGUGUAAUAACGUCCGUUAUUAAACGACUAACUAGAAAAUUUCAUUUCGAAGUUGGGCGGAGGAAACCAAAGAAACAUACCAGACAUACCCACAAAAGUGUGAUGGACUGGCAAAUCUUCUUUUGUCGGGAAAAAAAAUUGACGUUACAGCCUCUUAUUGGUUUAGAUAGCGGCCAGAAGUUAUUCACUCAUCUCAUAGAAAUCGCCAAAUUGUUUUGAAGGUCAAAGAAAACGAUCUUUACGCCGGGGAGAGCAAAUUGUAAACAUUCAAUUCUCUACUUACAGUGGUGAUAAAAGAAACCAUGAUUCGGUCUAAAAGGGUAGUAACGUGCGAACGUACCUACCUGUUAUAGAGACGACUUACCCAAAAAUUUAAGGGGAGAACCGGCCGAAUUUUGCAAAAAGUAUACUUCCGGUUGAUGUGUGUAGCUCAAAAUCGUCUUUCGAGUUGUUUCCGUUCGUUUUUUACAGGCGCUGGUGAAGUUGUAACCUCAUCCCAAAGGUAUGGCUAUGGAAACUGUCAGCGCUUGGUGGGGAAAUCAUUUACUAAUAUUUUGCAACGUUACCAAGGAGGCUACAUCUUGACGACAAUGGAUCUCCACGUGGUCCCUCCAGCUGGUUUUACGGAAGACGAAGUCUUUAAAGUUUCUUUGAAAAACUAUGCAAAGCCGGAAGACAAAGUUUGGUUGACAAGUUAUACUCGGCAGUCCAGAUAUAGCAAAUUUGAGGCAUGCGCAGACAAGUCAGUUGACGUUAGAAUUUGCGCAUGCGCUAUUGAUCAAACUAAUGUUGCUGAAUCAGUCAGCAAUGGGGUUCCAAGUAAAAUGUUUGGUUCGGAGACCGUUGUAAAAGACCUCCACUUAGGAUGUCUUUUAUUUCUGAGAAGGGAUCACGGAUCAACCUCUUUGGCGUUGGAAGUAGCAAACGUAUGCUACAAUAGCACUUACAAAUUUAAACUGGACGGUGCAGGAUCAGAGAGACUGUUUUCUAAAAUCCUUCCCAUAAAUGUUGAAUUGCUACCCAGGACAUUUUAUUUUCUCACAUCCAUUACGAAGUAUGCGUCGAAAUUCACCUAUCAAUUACAUUUUACAGUAAGUUUAGAAGUUAAAAAUGACAAUUCUGAAGAUUUUAUAAACUUAGGAGAACAUGACAUGUCUGAGUAA
This is a messenger RNA of Porites evermanni, 9465 nucleotides long. The record is from the annotation of a GenBank genome assembly. NCBI's taxonomy places the organism in Eukaryota, Metazoa, Cnidaria, Anthozoa, Scleractinia, Poritidae.